This is a messenger RNA of Diorhabda sublineata, 7262 nucleotides long. RefSeq names its product ADP-ribosylation factor 6 (gene Arf51F). The transcript has 2 exons. The record is from RefSeq and is a predicted model, not a curated record. Gene Ontology annotation, molecular function: GTPase activity; GTP binding. Lineage: Eukaryota; Metazoa; Arthropoda; Insecta; Coleoptera; Chrysomelidae. Gene Ontology annotation, cellular component: cytoplasm. Gene Ontology annotation, biological process: vesicle-mediated transport; intracellular protein transport. The coding region runs from base 300 to 827 and encodes 175 amino acids.
UUAUAAAUUCCAAUUGUGACAACUCUGCGCAGUCAGGUAAUAUCGGUUGUCCUGUCCGGCAGAAUACCAAUAUGGAGUGUAAUUUCUUUAAAAAAGUGGUUUGAUGAAUUAUUUUUUUAAAUAUAAAUGCUUGAUGGUGGAUUAAAUGAUAAAGUAGCGUAUCUGGCAAUAUUAUAUUUGGAUAUUAUAAAGAGUAGAUCCAGUUCCGUUAGAUGACCGCCAUAGGAACAUGAUACAUGUCUGAAAUAUUUGUGGAUGUCAAGAUUGUCAAGUGAAGAGUACCGAAGUUUUGAAAAAAAAUGGGGAAGUUGUUAUCAAAAAUUUUUGGCAAUAAAGAGAUGAGGAUAUUGAUGCUCGGAUUAGACGCGGCAGGAAAGACAACGAUAUUAUAUAAACUAAAAUUAGGACAAUCUGUAACCACUAUACCGACUGUGGGAUUUAAUGUGGAAACAGUGACCUACAAAAAUGUUAAAUUCAAUGUAUGGGAUGUUGGGGGACAAGAUAAAAUCAGGCCUCUUUGGCGGCACUACUACACGGGAACCCAGGGCCUGAUAUUUGUAGUGGAUUGUGCAGAUAGAGAUAGAAUUGAUGAGGCCAGACAAGAGCUUCAUCGCAUUAUUAAUGAUAGAGAGAUGAGAGAUGCAAUAAUACUCAUUUUUGCUAACAAGCAAGACCUGCCAGAGGCGAUGAAACCUCAUGAAAUUCAGGAAAAAUUGGGACUAACACGAAUUAGAGAUAGAAAUUGGUAUGUGCAACCUGCCUGUGCAACAACUGGAGAUGGCCUUUAUGAGGGACUUACUUGGUUAACGAGCAAUCACAAAUUAUAGCAUCCAGGUACACACUCAUUUUAGUAUAUGACUCCAACCAACACUAUUGUAAUAUUCUCCUCGAGAGGUGAUUCUCUAGGAUGCAGGCUACAUCGUAAUUAUAACCCUAACAUUCCAUAUAUAAAAUUAAAAAUAUUCUGUGGAUAAUUUUUGAAAAAUAUUUUUUUGAAAUUUUUCUCUUGUAUUAUUUGCUUAUAUCAGUGCAACUCAUAGUGAUGAAUUUAAAUAAAUUUGUAUACAUUUUAUCUGUUUGAAAGACAAUUUUUCCAAUGGGAAUAUAUUAAAAAAAAUUUUUUCUUCUAUUUGGGUGUGGUUUAGUUGACAGUCAUAUGUUUAUACAUAUACAGUUUAGACUUGUUAAACUCUUAAUAUUUUAACAAUUAUAAAUACAUAUAAAUAAUUUAUCUUAUGUCUAAAAUAUUAGUUUUUAUUGGAUAAUCAAGAGAUUACUAAAAUUGUUGUAACAGUUUGUGUUUAUAUUUUCUAAUUUCCAACUUUUUUAAGUAAAUAUCUGAAAUCAGAAACUAAUUCAAUAAACUGCAUCAAGAACUUAAAUUACAUGAUGAACUUUAACAACUAAAAAUAAAUAAUGAACAUUAUUUGUUUACUAAAUAUAAAUUGUGUCUAAUUAAAAUAAUUUUAAUCAUUUCUAUAGAAUGUAUACAAAUUCCAGGUUUGUUAUUGUUUAUUGUUAUAUAUGUUUAGUGUUUUAUAAAUACUCUUGCACUUAGGGUAAAUUUAAAAAGGUGUUUUGAGUAACCCAUUCAAACUGCCAGUCCACAGUCCAAUUGAACUUGACAAAAAUGGUGUAGUGUGUACAUAGUGGCAGUGUAUAAAUUUUCUUUAUAUGAAUGGUUGUGGCAUUAUAGACCCGUGUUCUUGAAAUUACCUCAACUGUAUUUUGUAUAUAAAUUAAUUAGUAUUAUUGUAUUGUUUUAUAAUGUGAAAUGUUAUUGCUGCAAUUGAAACUCCUUUAAUGAUUUAUUUUGUGUAGAACCACCUUGUUGACAAUUAUCAGUUUUCAAAUCCAUAAAUAAAUAUUUGAUAUUUGAUGAUAUUUAAUUAGUCUAAAAAUUGAAUAUCAGAUAGAGUUAGGUUAAUUUGAGUAUAAACAGAGUGCAGGAAUAAAUCAACUUUAUUUUUUUUAUAAAUUCCAAUACUUUUUCUCUAGACUUUGCAAAAACAAAAUUUUAUUUAACACUAGAGUAGACAGGUGGAAAAAAGUUACGUGGAUGGACAGACCCAAAUCAAUAAUGUAACAAGUUUUAUUUUUACGAAUUAUGGAAUUUUCUAUAAAACGAUUUACAAAUUACUUAGUUAUUGGUCAAAUUCAUAUUUCAUUUAUACAAAUAAAGGGUAUUAAAAAACUUUACACAAUUUUGUUAUAAAAUUUUGAAAAAUGAUCUAAAAAUACUAACUGAGUAAAUUAAUAGUAUAAAGUACUGUUUCCUUUCAAGAUAUUAGUCACACUAAAGAAGUUAAAUGCAACAUGAAUGGUUUUCUUAUUAUAAUAUCUUGAAUUUCAUAAUUUAUAAGAUGAAGAUCUUACUGUACACUGUAUUACUGGUUGAAAGGCAUAACCAGACUUUCCAUUGCUUACAAAAAUACUUUGUUUUACUGUCCUUGCAUCUGUAUCAUCUUCCUCAUUUCCUUGUUGAGGUUCUUCUCUUUUAAGGUUGAAUGCCAGAGAUUUCAGCAUGUUGGGUUGAAGUAGUAGUCAUGCUAGCUUCUUUAGAAAAUUUUGUAUUCUCGUUUAGAGCAAAUAUAUUCAUAAUGAUGUAACUGUAUAUUCUGCACAAAUGAUAUCGACAACAUCAACGCAACUUUUUUUAGCAAUGUAAUAAGUGAUAAUACUUGGUUUCUUUUGAUCUCCUGUAUCUGCAUCAACUUCAUCGUCUCUAUGAGUAACAAAACACAUCUGCUAGUAACUUCUACUGUUGGUGGUGUUUUGUUGAUAUCUUUCGCAAAUGGUAAAGUUCAAAACUAAUGAAUUUGUUUACUUAAAUUGUUAGGAAUAUAAAUUUUUUGCUGUAUAUAUAAAGAUGUGUGGUAAUAAGGAUGUGAGGAAUUAAAACAUAAUAGAAACAGUUCAAGAAAUGUUUUUAUAGUUUCCACUAAAUUGUACAUACUCGUAGGCGAAUUGUUAGAAAGUAAUUAAAAUAUGCAACAAGGUCGUUCUAUAUUUGUGGUACAAAAUUGAGAGAUAUAUUUUUUCUUUUUAAAUAUUUUAUAGAAUUGCAAAAUCACUAAAAAUAUGUAUAAUGUCUAAUAUUUUUCACUUAUUAUUAUUUUUACGUGUGUAUCAUAAAAAAAAACAAAUUACAAUGUAUUGGAAAAACAGGUCAACCAAUUUUUUUGUCACACGAAAACUUAUACCAAAUUUUGAAUGCACUAUGUACACCAAACAAUAAUAUAUCAGUGGAAUGGAAGAAAUUGACACAUCAGGGUCCUUUGUUUCAUAAAUUUUUAUAAAAAGUACAAACACUUGGAAAAAUGUUCCUUAAUGUACAAUAAAUAGCUUUGAUUUUCGUGAAUGUUUGGCUUCUGGUAGUUUCCUUUUAAAUCUGCUAGCAUUCCUGGACUUUUUGAUGAAAUAUUUCGCUUUGUUCGUCACUCAACGCACCCAAUUUCUCGGGGAAGAAAUCCAUACAUCCCAAUGCUUUGUAUGAAAUUAUAAACUCAUUGAUUAAGUCUUUGUAAUUUAUGGUUUUCUAUGAAAUUUUGGACAACAUUCUCAAAACAUUUCCAGGCGACUUUUUCUACAUCAAUCAGCUUUCCUUCAAUGUUUGUAUCCUUCAUUAGUUUCCGUAUUUGUGGACCAAUAAAUAUUCCCUCUUCAAUUUUUGCCUCGCUGAGUUUGGGAAAUUUCUCUUUCAGGUAUAAGAAUCCACUGCCAUAUUUAAGCAUAGAUUUUACAAACUUUUUCAUCAGGUCGAACAUUAUAUGCAACGGUAGUGAAAGUAUGUCGUCAGGGUUCACUAUAUGAUCAUUUUUAACAUUCUUCUGCCUUGGGAAUAAGUGAUCCACGCUUGGGCAAUACUUUCUCCUGUCCAAUUCCCAAAUAAAAUAUUUUGUGUAACCAAGCUGUAGCCCAAACAAAAGAGCAAUAACUUCAAACUCCACUAAUUUACCAAACAUGUUCGCUAUAUCUUAUUUUAUUAAGAAGGAACUUCAUGUUCUCGUAAGUCUCUUUCAUAUCAGAACCAUGGGCAACCAGAUCUGGAGGUCAUUUGUUUUCGUUGUAUAGCAACACUGCUUUCAAGCUAGUUUUUUCAAAUUUCAAUGAAUUUAUCACGACAGGAAAAUUUUCGUACCCGGAGAAAGUAAAUUCCAGUCGUUUAAUCUAGACCCUUAAAGCUCACAAAUUAAAAUCACGUACUAAAUACUUUAAAUAACUUUGUAUCAAUAAAUGUGAUUCCUAACUUAGGUCCCCCUCCUCAUAUACCUUACCGGGUGGACUAAGAACCAAUUCCUAGACUAGAAACAGAAUCCUGACUUUCUUCUCGAUUGACACAGGCAGUUCGGUACUAUGUAGUAUUGGUCUGUUGGCCGAUGACAAGUUUGUGUACUGGACAGUGUGUUUGGACUUAGUUGUGACGCCUUUUGUUUGAAUCAAAGAAAAAUAACAAUCACUUAAAUGAUUAUUUGGUUCCGUUGGAAUCAUUGGUAUACCAAAAGGCAAAUGUCUAGAUUCUUGUUUAGCCCAACCAAAUAAGAGUCUCACACACAUACAACAUAAAUGUGGAACCCAAGAUAUAUCUUGAUAGCAACACAGGAAAACGAAAAUAGUCUAAAUGGCACAGAAACUUAAUUCUCCACACACAUAAAAAAACUGUGCGCUAGAACAGUUUUUAUAUUGUAAGAAACGUAAUUUAGUUAAAUGCAAUCGUUUUACAGUCACCUAAAUUAAUUUAUUCAAACAAAAACACGUAAAUAGCUGUCACAAAAAACUGGAUGUGACCGAAAGAAAAUAAUAAUUUUUUUUAAUGAUGGUACAUCAAAAUGGAAAACAUUACAAAGCUCGUGUGACAAAAACAGUUUACCAGUGUAAUGCAUUCCAAAUAGGAGCUCAAUAAGUUUGAGCGAAUUUUUUAAUAUUAAAAAAUGAAACUUUAAGAUACAUACGUACAUUCUGAUUUUUUUUUGUUUUAGUAGAACUAAAUUCGUUAUUUUUAUUUUUCUUUUUAUUUCGUGGAUAUUGCCAAAUAAUACCUUUAUGUAAGUAAAGACUGAAUAGAUAUAAGGUUUUUCUCACACACUAAGAUUCGUAAAAUCUUUUUAAUAUGCUUUUGUGUGAACAGAAACGCAAUUUUUCACAGUUUUUUUUAAAUAUAUGUAUCCACUCAACAUUUUGAUGUUUGAAUAUGAAUUAUUUGUAAUUCAAUGUUUAUAACACAGAAUUUUAUCUAGAAGUCUUCUAUAAUAAUAAACGAAUUUUUUUAUGCAUUCUGUGUUUUUUCGAUGUAAAACUUGUUCAUUCUUUAAUUGGAGUUGAAUAGUAUCCAGCAUAAUUUGAAUACGCUGAAUACCAUCCCACAUUCCAUUAUUCAUUCAUGUUAACAUCUGCCUUCUUAAAUAAUUAUUAAAUUCGUAAAAACAAAUGGAAUUUUUUUAUUGAAAACGGUAUUUUUUUGUUUAUCCAAUUUAUUUUAAUUACGUAAACAAAUUGUUGCAUAAUUUCUUUAUGAAUCGUUUGACAGUAUUUGUAAAUCAGCUUAACCAAACAGUUUAUUCUACACACUUUUAUCAGUUAUUCCGAGGAUUGUUUUCAUAAUAAAUAAUUUAUAAAUAUUUCUCAGUUUAUAAAUAUGUCCAUGUUUUAUCUUCUUCCAAGGAAAUCUUUGUCAAAUAUCAUGUAUCAAUCAUUUUAUUAUUGAGAACUUUCGAUUUUUCAACAAGGAUUUUCUCCCUUAACGAUUCCUUUCUUAAAUACUCAAUUUUAUAAUAGAUUUAACUUAUUUUCGUAGAUAGCUUUCGCUAGAUUUAUACCAAUUUAAGAUUGUUGAUGCUCAUGUGCCUGCUGAACACAACAUCAUGUUUGCUCCUUAGAGUUCUCGCAUCUAGCUCGAAGGAUCAUACAGUUUGAGGGUUGGUUUAGUGGUAAUAGUAAACACCAAAGAUUUCAGAAAUUCUAACUUACAUAACCCCACUGGUUGUUUUACGGAUUUACUACUGUUUGAAGAUAAAUCUUAUGUUUUGUACCUCUCUAUUCGUAAAUAAAGUCAUAUUAAUUCAAUAUCAAUGACAGAGGUUUGAAACAAUUUUUUAGUUUUUUCAUCUGUUUUCAAAAUAAACAAAUUAUCUAUCUCUACCGAAUAAUUUUUAUUUAAUUAUUAUUAAACUUUUUAUAUUCCUAAUUUAGAGUGGCACAAAUUUCUUUAUAAUCAGGAUAGUUUUUUUAGUGAACACACAGUUUACCUUCAGUUUCUGAAGAUGAUAAAUUCGUUAUCGAAACACCCUUCAUUUAGUGUAAUUGUUGGUGUAGUGGUAGUGUAAACAGUGUGUUCGGUACAAAUAUCACCAACGAUUCCAAUUUGGGAUAGUUUUUUUGUUAAUGAAUAAUUGAACAGUUUUUAAAAUAAAAUUAUUUGAUAGCCCUACAUUUUCACCCUUUGUAUUAUUCUUGAAAACAUAUUUUUUUGUGGUGUUUGCUUUGAAUUAUUCAUACUAAAAAUCAGAUAUGAAACUAGUAUUAAAGUAUGUUUUUAAAAUUAUGGAGUUGGUAUUGUUUUCGAAGCAGAUUGAUAUUUUUUGACUACAUUCGUACUAGAUCAAAAAUUGAGCGGAUUGAGCACGGCUUAGUAGAAAUAAUUAGAAAAAUAAAUUAAAAGGAAUUAAUAUCCUAGAGAGCAAUUAAUAAAUAAUUUAUCUUGCUACAAUGCUUAAUAUAUUUUUAAGAUGUUUAGGUUCCUUAUUCUGUUUUUGUAUAUGUUUGCAAGGUAGAUGGACUAGUUAAAAUAAUAUUUACUUUAUAUCUGUGCAUAUUUCAUAUAAUAAAAUAUUUAUUUGAAAAAUAAACCAAUUAGGGAUUUUACUAAUCCACUUUGUAAUUAUACCAAAUUCUCCGUCCGGUAUAAAUCGUAUCGUGUAUCUUUCCCAUUAAAUUAAAGCAAACCCUUUUAAAAAAUUCAGCUUAUUCAAUGAUUAUACUUUAUAAUUAUUUUAACUAGUCUUUAAAAUAUUUUAUGUAUAUGUAACUAACUGAUAUAUAUUUUUUAGUUAAACAAUUAUUAAAAAUGUAAAUUAUUUAGCUUAAAUAUGAAAAUUUAUAAAUUCUAAAUUAAUUCUUAUUGCCAAAAUGUUAUAUAUGUUGUAUCUUCGGUCAAAGCGAAGGUAUAGGUUCCAGCAUGUUAUUUUUAAUUACAAAUUCAAAAUUUUUGUGAUACAUUUUUUUUUUAUUGAGUAAUGCAAGGCAAUAUUAAUAAAAAUUCGAAA